CUUUUUAAUUUUAUCUCUACGUGUCUGCAUAACUUAAUAACGAAUGAUCGAAAUUAAAUAAAUAUAUAACGUACUGCAGUGCGGAGGAUUAUGGAAUACAACUCUGUGUGACAUUUAACGUACGAUCUCUGCCUAACACAACACUCAUAACUGACAAACCGAUAUAGUGAAAUUCGUGCCGCUGUUUACAAUAUCGUCAAAAUAAAUAUUUGCGGCAUUUCUUGGUUUGCUUCAAGAAAUUAUAGAUUUUUUGCCUUUCAAGGAGCGAAAAGUAAUUCGAUUUCGCAAUGUUUUACCACAUCUCUCUUGAACACGAAAUUCUACUACAUCCGCGCUAUUUUGGACCGCAGUUACUGGAAACUGUGAAGCAGAAACUUUACACAGAAGUAGAAGGAACUUGCACUGGAAAAUAUGGGUUUGUGAUAGCUGUAACCACAAUCGAUCAAAUCGGCUCUGGUGUCAUUCAACCAGGCCAAGGCUUCGUGGUGUACCCUGUGAAAUAUAAGGCAAUAGUUUUCCGCCCUUUCAAGGGCGAAGUACUGGAUGCAGUUGUAAAACAAAUAAAUAAAGUUGGAAUGUUUGCAGAAAUCGGCCCACUGUCUUGCUUUAUUUCACAUCAUUCCAUUCCAGCGGAUAUGCAAUUUUGUCCAAAUGGUAACCCACCGUGUUAUAAGUCAAAAGAUGAGGAUGUGGUGAUUUCCGGUGAAGAUAAAAUACGUUUAAAAAUUGUUGGUACACGUGUUGAUGCUACUGGUAUUUUCGCAAUUGGUACACUAAUGGACGAUUACUUAGGUUUGGUGUGUAGUUAAUUUUACAUUAAUCUCCGUCCUCUGGUGGAGCUACUAAACUUAAAAAUCGGACCCUUCUUUAAUUAUAUUAGAUUAUACAAAAUAAAUUUUUAUAUUUAUACGCAAAAUACAAGUAAAACGAGUUGAGUUUAAACAC
Molecule: messenger RNA, 945 nt
Organism: Ceratitis capitata (Mediterranean fruit fly)
Lineage: Eukaryota; Metazoa; Arthropoda; Insecta; Diptera; Tephritidae
Gene: Rpb7
Product: DNA-directed RNA polymerase II subunit RPB7
Exons: 6
Coding region: 288-809 (173 amino acids)
Biological process (GO): DNA-templated transcription; positive regulation of nuclear-transcribed mRNA poly(A) tail shortening; positive regulation of translational initiation
Cellular component (GO): P-body; RNA polymerase II, core complex
Molecular function (GO): single-stranded DNA binding; translation initiation factor binding; single-stranded RNA binding
Source: RefSeq, a predicted model, not a curated record